GCCUGAGCUCGACCAACGUCGCAUGCCACAUGUUUCUCGUCUUGGCAAGCUCCAGUUGUCCUCCGACCCUCGGCAUCCCUUUGGAUGGUCCAUUUACCACUUCAAUCAAACUUCUCUAUUUAAAUCAAUUGCCUGACUAUAUCUGUCGCCACCUUGGGCUACGGAUUUGUAGAGUUAUGAGUAGUCAAGCUCUCCAGGCCGAAUUAACGAGCCUCGCCCAAGAGGCUAAACGAAAGAAUCCAGAAAUUCGUACUGUAUGUUGGUUUUAUCUGAGUAGACGACCAACUUUCAUCGAUCCUUUUCUGCUUGCUUGCAAUACUCAGAAUGCCAAGUAUGCCGGCAGCGCUACCGUGUGUCUGCAGCGUCUCGUCAUCAUUAGAGGCCUACCAAAGUCUCGACUAAAAGAUGUCCUGAAUGCUUUCAAUGCAUGCACCUCGCUCGGCCUCGAUAUCCAACUCAAAAUCCUGCAAGCUCUUCCAGCCCUUGCCCAAAACUAUGCGGAUGACCUGAAGGGAGAUCAUCUUGCUGCUGCCUUGCAAGUUUGUGCAGCUCUUCAGAAUGUCAAGGCUGCAACCGUCAGUGGUGUAGCUGCUGCCACUCUCCAGCAACUUGUCGUUUCGGUGUUCGACAGGGUAGCCGCUGAGGAUGAAGCCGGUGACAGAAUCCCCAUUGUCACUCGAAUAUCUGGCGGAGAUGGCCCCAUUCCGCUAAGAGAAGCAGCUUAUGAUGCAUAUCGCGUAUUCCUGGAUAUCUGUUUCGCUACAGAAGGUCAAGAUACACGAUUUGUGCGCUUCUCCGGACUUUCAGCAGCUUCUGGUCUCGAACUCAUGGGAGCAUGCCUCGGCAGCCAUCCCAGAAUAUUCUCCUCGCAUCCCGAGCAAACGAACAUCCUUCGAACAGUCGUCAUGCCACAUCUGAUCCGAGUCAUCUCAGAGCGUCAAGCCUUCAGCGUUACUCUCCGGGCUCUUCGAGUUGCAUCCUUUAUCAUCCGUCGUCACCUCCAGGCCAUGCCCGACGAGUGUGAGGUUGUUCUGGGCUUGUUGACGCACAUGAUAGACUCAGAAGCAACAGCCUGGAAACGCGCCAUGUGUAUGGAGGUCUUCCGUCUUGUCUAUACUGAACCUGGUCUGGCUGUGCAGAUUUACCUGCAGUAUGACGCCAAAGACGGCAAAAGAUCGAUUGUUCGAGACAACAUCGCUUCCUUCGUCAAGAUCUCCACAGAAAAGCCGUCUGUCAUUGGAUUGGGCCAACACUCAAGCGUUCCUACCGAUCAGGCAAGAGAGACCAUCGCUGAGCAGGUUGCAAUGGAAGCUGCUGGCGGUGUUGCUGGUGUAGUUGCUCCGACAUCGAACUUAGGNGAGAUCAAUGUCCCGGGAAUCAGUACACGAUGGAGCGUGCCCAAAACUCAAUGCAUGGACCAGCUUGACAAAACAGAUCCUCCCGCUCUACCAGAAACCUACAUCUACAGUCUUGUACUAGAGUGUCUCAAUGGUCUUUCUGAGAACUUGGCCAAGGUUGUACUUCCCUUGACCGUCCAGCAACAUACGAAAGAUCAAGAUCAAGAUUCAGAGGGAGAAGUCGAAGCCGAAGAACAAAUCACCAGUCCACAAAAUACGAGAACCCGAAAGAAGAGGUCACAAUCUUACAGAUCGCGCACUGUACCGCUCAACCCGCUCUCUACAGAUGAGAGUGUCCAAGCGAUCCGUAUCAGAGCUAUCGCAAAGCUCGUAGAACAGUGUUGGCCCGCAUUGCUUGCAACAUAUUCGACUUUCCUCAACGCGUCUCUUGACAACGAUUACUACCGGGCGCUGAUCAGGUCAUAUCAAAGAUUCGUACAGGUCUCUGGUCUUCUGAGAUUGUCCACCUCUCGAGAUGCAUUCUUGACUACUCUAGGUAAAGCUGCGGUUCCUCCAAGCAUAGUGACGUCCAGUAUAUCAAGCGUUUCGUCACCAAUAAUUGAGACUCCCGGAAUAUACUCUAACGGCAAGGGUUUACUGAGUGUGGAGAGCUUUUCAACUCAGACAUCGGGGAAUGAAAGAUCAAGACGAACAUCAUACGAUCCGGCAUCGAGGCCUACGUUGUCCACACGCAAUCUGUUGUGUCUGAGAGCACUUCUCAAUGUCGCUAUCGCGAUCGGACCGACUUUGGAGUCUUCGUUCAACAUUGUCUUCGAAACGCUUCUCCAAGCUGGAGUUGUUCUCAAUGCUUCUCAGGCAAAGUCUACAGCAAUUGGUCCAGAGAUCGCAGCUGUAGAGGGCGCAGUGUUACGCCUUCUGGAGAGCACGGCGGAUUAUCCGAACGAUGCUUUUCUUCACGUACUCACAACUCUCUGCAAACUGCUCAACGGAAGGACUGAGGGCGUACCAUCGUCUCCGACCCAUACAAAGUCCUCGAGUGCUGCGCGUAGAAUAUCCAGUCUGCCUGGCAUCACAACAGACAUUGCACUCUCUACUCAGGAUUACAUGUUUGUGUUAACAAGAAUCAACGAUCUUGCAGAGCAUAAUGUUUCGAGAUUCGCAAGUUAUGCGUCUUCAGAAAGUGGAUGGGCUGUCCUGGUCGAUCGUCUUGUGGAUUUGGGCAUUGCUACAAGCAUACCAGAUGAUGCUCGCCGUCUUGCUGCUGAUAUUUUGGCUCUAUGCUCCAUCGCUGUUGCCGAGGCAAGUACAUCCGAGGAGCCAGAAGACGCAGCACUGGCUCAGAACAUGGUUCUAUCAUCUUUGAAUCUGCUUAUACGUCGACUCUACGAAGAAGGUGACGACCUUACCAAUGUCGAUAUCGAUAUCCACAACAGAGUCCUCGACUCUGUUAGAGCUGUGCUUGAGAAGUCUGGAGAGGCACUCACCGCUGGCUGGGAAACCAUUCUGGCCCUAAUAGGUAGCGUUUUCGAUACCGACGACGCCGAGGAAAAGGAACGUGACGAGCAAACCCACAAAGAAGGUUGGUUGAGGUUGUCAAGCCACUUCGUCGCCCCGUAUCUAGGCCGAUCAGCGUUCGGUGUGAUGCAGUUAGUCUGCUCGGAUUUCCUCGCACCACUUCCACAGACCUGUCUUAGUCCACUGGUAGAAAUUCUGUUCCGUUUCGCUUCUCAGAAUUCUGACCUUAACAUUUCCCUCACUUUUCCANNGGCUAUCACACUAUUCUGGGACGUGUCCGACUUCCUCGUGAAGCAGGAGGUGGUCUCCGGACUCAAUGAACUCACCAGUGGUAUCGCUGAAGAGCGUUUGGUUCUAGGACACGAGCGUAUCGUGACUAGAAGCAAAGAAUCUCGGCCUGCUCAAUGGGUACUACUCAUGUAUCGACUUACAGAUGUCAUUGCCGACGAACGCUCAGAGGUCAGGAACAGCGCUUUCCAAACCCUGUUGAGAAUUUUCAAGAACCAUAGUAUCGACUUUUCCAAUCCAGCUUGGCAAUUGACUAUCGAGACACUCUUGUUCAAAGUCAUCCGGGAGAAUGCCGAUAAGCAGAGGACCCUUCGUUCGGGCAAAGCAUCUUCUGAUGCUAUCAUUGGACUCGAUAGCACUUCGAGUGAAAUCAUUGGCGACAUUACCGGCCUUCUUGUCGGACAAUUUGAUCAGAUGGCCUCAUUCGGUUCCUUCGACCGAUUGUGGUCAGAUCUGAUGGAUAUCUUCGAAGCUCUUCUGGCCUUUCACUCCUCGGUCGUCAACGCAGCUGUAUACAACGGUCUCAGUACUUUGCUAGGUGCAUUCCGACCCGACGACCAGAAGCUAGGCCAAGCAGUCUCACGCACAGAACUUUUGUGGUCGUCCGCCGUGCCCGACUGUUCUGAGGAUGUCAAAGGUCAGACUGCAGAACAGGAGCAACAUAUUGCAUACGUCAAUUGUGGAAGAAACAUCUACAGCUUGACUGAAAAGAACACCACAAAAGACCGACUUGACAAGUUGGUGCAGAACAUGAUUGAUUGUGUCAAGUGUUCAAGCGGAGCGGCCUACAGCUCUGAUGUCAACAACCUCACUGUGCUCCAGCAGAAGGUCCUUGAGCACCUGCAAGCGCUGCAUAGCAAUGUUGUGCUUAUUUCCUCGACACUGGUCAAUGCCGCCUCACAGCUGGCGUCAUUGCCAUUCGCGUCACAUGACAAGCCCAAAACGAACCUUACAUUCGUUGCUUUGGCAAAAGCAAGCAUGGAUUGGAUGGUCGAAUUGGUCGCUACAGAUUUGUCAAAACCAGAAAUGUUCCACUCGGGCGCAGUCGCGAAAGCCUUGGAGAACUUGGUGACACCAAUGGGGCUCAAAUAUCGAUGGAUGCAACACGGUAGAGCGCCAGCUCUGUGGCGGAAGGCAAGCUCUGCAUCUUUGGCUAUUAUCGGGAAGACGCUGGCCCAGAUGGAAGCGCUCAGUGUUGAGAGUGAGAUGGAGACUCGCAUCUGGACAGCAAUCAUCAACAUUGCUCAUGCCGUUAUGCAUGCCGACAUCGACGAAGCAUCACCACAGCCUACGCCUGAGACCGUUGAGAAAGACGAGGUCUUUGAUUGUGAGAUCAUGCGACAGCUCAAAGUAAUGAUGACGCCAGCCCUAGGUUCCUCAGGUAUCCCUGAUGCAAUCCGGCAAACGUACAUGUCCUCGCUCUUCGAUGCGUCGCUCGUCCAUGCCGUGGAGCGGGGAGAUAUUCCUCAGAACGACGAUCGACUUGGCAAUUUCUAUGCAUUGCGGAUUGGUCGAGUCCGUGAUCCAGAACCAAGCCUAAGGGAGGAUAUGGCGUACUUGUGCUUCAAGGAGCUGGUCUCCUUGGUUGGUGACCCUCGCGAAAGUCAAGUCAAACUUUCAGAAGCCGCGGCAUCCCCCUUGAUAUUGCGGUUUGCACUUCCUCUCAAGGCCUAUAUUGUUGAUCAGCCUCUUCGGGGUUCGCUGCCUCAGCCACUGUCGCAGGUCGAAGAGUUGCUCUUCUGCUUGACUGAAGUCGAAAAGCUCAGUGGCUUGUCUAAUGCUGUGAACCAGGUAGAUGGCGCUCGCAGGAAGGAUCAUAGAGCGCACUUAGAGUUGCUCUUUCCGCUGGUUGUCAAGGCAGUUGGUGUGGCUGGCGACAAACGUUACGGUAACAGAAAGAUAUUGGCUCUGCUUGAGCGAGUCCUAGUAGCUAUUAGA
Aureobasidium vineae is the source of this 5099-nucleotide messenger RNA. The record is from the annotation of a GenBank genome assembly. NCBI's taxonomy places the organism in Eukaryota, Fungi, Ascomycota, Dothideomycetes, Dothideales, Saccotheciaceae.